This is a messenger RNA of Coccinella septempunctata (seven-spotted ladybird), 1170 nucleotides long. RefSeq lists its product as uncharacterized. Gene Ontology annotation, molecular function: olfactory receptor activity; odorant binding. NCBI's taxonomy places the organism in Eukaryota, Metazoa, Arthropoda, Insecta, Coleoptera, Coccinellidae. The coding region runs from base 92 to 1006 and encodes 304 amino acids. The transcript has 6 exons. The record is from RefSeq and is a predicted model, not a curated record. Gene Ontology annotation, cellular component: plasma membrane. Gene Ontology annotation, biological process: sensory perception of smell; detection of chemical stimulus involved in sensory perception of smell.
UUUCAUUCAGUGUAAUCUUGAAAGUGCUCUGCUUGUCUAAUGUCACAUCUACGAGAUAGUUUCAGCAAUUUAUGGUAUUAAUUUCCUCUUGAUGUAUUAUUCUGCUAAUAUAAUGGUGUUCGUGAGAGGUGAUCAAUUCAUUGUCUUCCUCAAGAGUUUGAGUGAAAUGAGGAAGGAACAGCUGAGAAAUUAUGAAACCGUGGUGCAUUACACGGACAAGUUAGCGAGUACAGUUUACUAUUCUACAGCUUUGGUCACGUGUGCUGGUGUGUUGGAGUCCUUCGUAAAACAAAGUUAUUGCAAUGAAAAGGAAUUCUUGAAUGAAAAGCAUUAUGUUUGUGGUUGUUUAUUACCAUUGUGGUUUCCUUUCGAAAUAAAUAUCCCCCAUUUUCAACCCCUGUGUGCUUUGUAUGUUUUUGGAUUCUACCUGGCACAAAUACCAGCUAUGGCUUCUUCUGUUUCUCUAUAUUUGGGCUCAGUGGAGUUCAUUCUGUUGAAAAUUGAGAAACUGAAGGAAGAAUUGAAGAAAGUUGAUUUCGAGAACAGCAACAAAGAAAAAGUUAACACACAAUUCAUGUUCUGUGUCAAAUAUUAUAUGGAAAUUUCAAGCUUAGUCCAGGAGAUGAAUGAUUGUGUUGGAUACAUAUUCGCUCCGACACAUAAUGCCAACAAUAACCUCAUGAUUGGUAUCUUAGGGUAUCUAGCUAUGAAGUUGACAAGUAUACCGAAUGUUCUUCAGUUAAUUAUAUGGAUAUUUGUUCAGUGGAUUUCAUGUUAUUCUGGACAAAAACUAGAGAACGCUAGCUCAUCUUUACGGAAUGAAGUUAACGAGUUACCUUGGUAUGAUAUGGAUACAUCUUUGGCACGUAUAUAUAAAAUUUUCCAUUCUUGUGUGGAUUCUACAUUUCACAUGAAAAUACAACCUAUAAUGUACAUGAAUAUGAAUAAUUUCUCUUCUAUUUUGAAAGGUGCAUAUUCCUUCUUUAUGUGCCUAUUGAAGAUGUGAGGACAAAACAUAGGAUAAUUGGACUUCAUGAAAACAAAUCACCGAUUAACCAAUAUUAGCAAUAGCAAAAAUAUCCAAACAUUCUUCAAGCAUUCUGAAGCACAUAUUCUGUUCAAUCUUCACACUCAAUCUCCAGUGAAAAUAAAGCAAUUGAUGAACUUCAA